Molecule: messenger RNA, 297 nt
Organism: Linnemannia hyalina
Lineage: Eukaryota; Fungi; Mortierellomycota; Mortierellomycetes; Mortierellales; Mortierellaceae
Source: the annotation of a GenBank genome assembly
AUGGCGCCCAUAAGAAGACAAACGGAGGCCUUAUCCCCUAAGGUCAAAAUGAUCAAUGCUUACGACGAAUACAAGCGUGACAAUGUCAAGGUCAACUAUCGAAGCCUCGGGGACAAGUCUGUAGUUUUCGAGGACACGGUAGUAAGAUUUAUCAAGGACGAGGAUCCCAUUCUUACGUAUCAUCGACAAUCGCCUAAGAUUGCAAAACCAAAGAAGAAUCUGUACCCUCUCAACAUGCUACCAAUCGAGGACGCGCUCGCGGAGUGGUUUAGAAUGCAGCGAGACCAAAGUGAGUGA